Penicillium brasilianum is the source of this 2748-nucleotide messenger RNA. The record is from the annotation of a GenBank genome assembly. NCBI's taxonomy places the organism in Eukaryota, Fungi, Ascomycota, Eurotiomycetes, Eurotiales, Aspergillaceae.
AUGGCCGAGGACCAGAUGCGAAUCACUAACGGGAUUUCCCUUCAAACUCCCACAUUCGAUAGCCGCCAAGAUGGCCUUGGAAUAGGCAACGCCGCACCUAAAAUAUCUUGGCGAUUCUUGUACAAUGAUCUCAGCGUCAGAGGCUGGCGGCAAGAGAGCUAUGAGAUUGAAGUUGAAUGUCGGGAUACUGUGGAAACAUAUCGUGUGCAGUCCCCUGAAUCGGUCCGAGUGCCAUGGCCCAGCUCACCUUUGAGCUCCCGAGAAAGAGCCACCAUUCGCGUCAGGUCAAUAGGAGUCUCUCAAGAUGUCAAAGAUCUCACUGCAACUGAAUGGUCGGAUUGGGCUUCAGUUGAGGCGGGCUUACUCGAAAGGAAAGAAUGGCGUGCUCAGCUGAUCACAGGCCAGCAAGAAAUAUCUCUUGAAAAGCCAAUCCGACCUCUUUUGCUAAGGCGUUCAUUCGGAAUCUCCAAUAUCUGCCCAAAGAUUAGCCAAGCACGUCUAUAUGUUACUGCGCAGGGGGUUUAUCAUAUUUAUCUUAAUGGGAAUCGCGUGGGUGACCAUUUCAUGGCACCAGGUUUCACUUCAUAUCGAUUUCGGUUUUCCUACCAAGUAUUCGACGUGACAAAUCUAAUCCAGAACGGCUCAAAGAACGUUCUUGCUGCAGAAGUUGGUGAGGGGUGGUAUGCCUCAAGUCUGUGGAGAGAAGGUCGGCAAAUAUAUGGCAAGGACAUGGGGUUGAUCGCGCAGUUGGAGAUCGCUUUCGAGGACGACCACGAGCCCCUAAUUGUGACCACGGACGCGGGCUGGGAAUGGAAUACUGGUCCCAUGUUGGCUAGCGAGAUCUAUGAUGGGGAGACUUAUGAUAUGGCACAGGAACAGCCAGGUUGGAAGACUGGUGCUCAGGCUCAACCAGGCACGCGGUGGACCAAAGUCACCGUCUUGCCCCUCCCUGCUGCCACAUUCUCAGCGCCAGAUGGGCCUCCUGUUCGUGCAACACAAGAGAUCUCCCCACAGAGAAUCUUCAAAUCCCCUUCUGGAAAACUACUGAUUGAUUUUGGACAAAACUUGGUGGGAAAAGUAGAUGUUCGCGGAUUGCACAAGCCAACUGGGCAUCGGGUGAUCUUCCAACAUGCCGAAGUUCUAGAGCAUAAGGAAAUCUGCAUGCGUCCACUUCGCGCCGCAAAAUGUACGGAUGUUAUCGUAUGCUCAGGUGGAGAGCUACAGAGUUGGUCUCCUAGCUUCACAUUCCAUGGUUUCCGGUUCGUUCAGGUGGAUGGGUGGUCUCCAGAAGAUGAAUUUUGUCCGCUACGCGAGGAAAAUAUCGCAGCGAUCGUCUUGCACAGUGACAUGAAGCAAACAGGCUGGUUCUCUUGCUCCGAGGAGCAGAUAAACAGACUCCAUGAAAAUUCCAUUUGGAGUAUGCGUGGCAAUUUUCUUUCUAUCCCAACAGAUUGCCCUCAACGCGAUGAACGCCUCGGCUGGACGGGUGACAUUCAAGUUUUCAGUCCUUCCGCGAACUUUCUAUACGAUACCGAUGGUAUGCUUGCAGACUGGCUUGUGGACCUCGCACUGGAGCAGAAUGAGGACAAUGGCGUCCCUCCAAUGAUAGUACCCAACGUGCAAUUUGCGAAAGAGUCACGGCCACCGCAGGCUGUUUGGGGGGACGCCUCCAUCCUGGUCCCAUGGGCCUUAUAUACAUGGUUCGGAGACAAAGAAAUACUCUCACGACAAUACCAAAGUAUGAGAUCUUGGCUAGACAGAGGUUGCUCUCGUGGUGAGGAUGGGCUGUGGACGACGUCGCUUUGGCAACACGGGGACUGGUUGGACCCAUCAGCCCCGCCUGAAGAUCCUGGAAAUGGUCAAACAGACGGCGUCUACGUGGCCGACGCAUACUUGGUAUAUGUGACGGGAAUUAUAAGCCAAGUAGCAACGAUUCUUGGAUGCUCUGAUGAUGCAAGAAAAUACUCCGAUGAUCAUGUUCGCCUCAAAAAGGUCUUCCAAGAGAAAUAUAUUACCCCGAAAGGGAUGGUCAUGUGCGACACUCAAACCUCCUUAUCACUGGCAUUAGUAUUCUCGCUAUUUGCGUCGAAAGACCAGAUCAAGAAUGCCGGGGAGCGAUUAGCUCGAAAAGUGCGCUUUGCUAAAUUCCGUGUUGCCACUGGAUUUGCCGGGACACCCAUCGUCACACAUGCGCUGAGCCGGACUGGUUGGCACCAGCUUUCAUACAGAAUGCUACUGGAGACCAGUUGCCCGUCAUGGCUCUAUCCAGUCACAAUGGGAGCUACCACAACCUGGGAACGGUGGAACAGUAUGCUUCCAGAUGGCAAAGUCAAUUCAGGCCAGAUGACCAGCUUUAAUCACUAUGCGCUAGGUUCUGUCAGCAACUGGCUUCAUGAAUACGUUGGAGGUAUCAGUCUUAUUGAGCCUGGUUGGAAGAUCUUCAAAGUUCAGCCAAUUCCGGGCGGGACUAUCCGUAGCGCCGAUAUCCAAUAUGAAAGUCCGUAUGGCUUGGUCAAAUGUUCAUGGAGUCUGGAUGAUGAUUCGGUUUUUUCUAUGAAGGUUCAAAUUCCUCCCAACUGUUCUGCACUGGUCUUUAUGCCAGAGAUGGAGGUCCAGCCGAAAGAUCGGCAAGGAACAGUCUUUGGCUCUGGAAUUUACGACCUAUCUUGUCACUUUCAUGCUGGUACAUGGCCCCCGACUCCACUCGAAACCUUAUUUAAGCCACCUGCACGAAAGGCAACGAGUUGA